AUGGCUAGUGCCGGUGACGGGAUUCCAACUUUCAAACUUGUCUUAGUAGGAGAUGGUGGAACAGGAAAAACCACAUUUGUAAAACGUCAUCUAACCGGAGAAUUCGAGAAGAAAUAUGUUGGUGAGUGAUA
Molecule: messenger RNA, 131 nt
Organism: Strongylus vulgaris
Lineage: Eukaryota; Metazoa; Nematoda; Chromadorea; Rhabditida; Strongylidae
Source: the annotation of a GenBank genome assembly